GGGCGGGCUCCCCCGGUGGCAGACGCCAGGGCUGCACAUACCCGGUCCCUGUGCCGCCUGCUCCCAGCACGUCCUCCUCUCCCCACCCUCACCCUCCUGCCAUGGACGGGCCUGCCGAGCCCGGGAACCAGGCCGCGUGGGACCCCUAUGAGAAAAACAUCUCGGAAAUCAGCCAGAAUUUGUCGGGUGAAUACUUCAGGUAUAAAGGCAUCCCCUUCCCCGUUGGCAUCUACUCACCUGAGAGCAUCAGCAUCGCAGAGAACGCGGAUGUGCAGGAUGACGACAUCUUUAUUGUCACCUACCCCAAGUCAGGCACCAACUGGAUGAUUGAGAUCAUCAGCUUAAUCCUCAAGGAUGGGGACCCCUCUUGGAUUCACUCAGUACCCAUCUGGAAGCGGUCACCCUGGUGUGAGGCCAUCAUGGGUGCCUUCAGCCUCCCCGACCAGCCCAGCCCCCGCCUCAUGAGUUCUCACCUCCCCAUCCAGCUCUUCACCAAGGACUUCUUCAACUCCAAGGCUAAGGUGAUCUACAUGGGCCGGAACCCCCGGGAUGUUGUGGUUUCGCUCUAUCACUAUUCCAAGAUUGCCAGGCAGUUGAAGGACCCUGGCACGCCUGACCAGUUCCUGCAGAACUUCCUCAAAGGCGAAGUGCAGUUUGGCUCCUGGUUCAACCACAUUAAGGGCUGGAUUCGGAUGCAGGGCAAGGAGAACUUCCUGUUUAUCACCUACGAGGAGCUGCAGCAGGAUCUCCACAGCUCCGUGCAACGCAUCUGCCAGUUCCUGGGCCGGCCGCUGGGUGAGGAGGCGCUGGAAUCCGUCGUGGCACACUCGGCCUUCAAUGCCAUGAAGGCCAACACCAUGUCCAACUUCACGUUGCUGCCGCCCAGCCUGCUGGACCAGAGCCAUGGUGCCUUCCUCCGGAAAGGGGUGUGUGGUGACUGGAAGAAUCACUUCACGGUGGUGCAGAGCGAAGCCUUCGACCGCGUCUACCGCGAGCAGAUGCGGGGGCUGCCGACCUUCCCCUGGGACGAGGCCCCUGAAGACACCAGCCCGGACCCCGACCCCAGCCCGGACCCCAGCCCAGCCCCAAGCCAGGCCUCUGAGCACCCCCACCCGUCACCCUAAAAAUAAACACAUCCCUCCUGCCCGGGC
This is a messenger RNA of Camelus dromedarius (Arabian camel), 1151 nucleotides long. It is a transcript of the gene SULT2B1, whose product is annotated as sulfotransferase family 2B member 1. Gene Ontology annotation, molecular function: sulfotransferase activity. The transcript is spliced from 7 exons. Gene Ontology annotation, cellular component: cytoplasm. The coding region runs from base 102 to 1124 and encodes 340 amino acids. Gene Ontology annotation, biological process: sulfation. Lineage: Eukaryota; Metazoa; Chordata; Mammalia; Artiodactyla; Camelidae. The record is from RefSeq and is a predicted model, not a curated record.